Molecule: messenger RNA, 2263 nt
Organism: Panonychus citri (citrus red mite)
Lineage: Eukaryota; Metazoa; Arthropoda; Arachnida; Trombidiformes; Tetranychidae
Product: calmodulin-lysine N-methyltransferase-like
Cellular component (GO): cytoplasm
Molecular function (GO): calmodulin-lysine N-methyltransferase activity
Source: RefSeq, a predicted model, not a curated record
AAGACCGAACCUAAGACAAUCAAACCAAAUUAGCCCUUGAUCGCCUCUGAUUAACUAAUUUGUCUAAUCUAAGCCUCACCAGUGCGAUGAGAGUUAAAAUCUUAUUAAGACUAAUUAUUGAUUUGAAGAGUUUAAUUUUCUCUGAUUAAUUGAAACACUUUCAAUAUAAUUACAGUUGAAUUUAAAACUAAUCAUCUUUGAAAUGUUUCAAUUUACUUAUAUUCUUCUGGUUCUAAUCCAUGAUUGUUAAUCUAUUUACUCCUCUCAUCUGUUUACCACUUUUCCAUUUCCAUCCUCUUCCAUUUCCAUCCUCUGACAAUUUAAUUUAUUUCUUUUAAUUUACUUAUUAAUUUAGCAAUUUCUUUGUAUUUCUAUAGUUGAAUCAAUGUUCCAUCAUUUUAUUUCAUCGACCAUUCAACUGAAUUCAGUUUAACCUUUUAUUGGAUGAUAAUAUAAUCAUAACAACAACAACAACAUCUUAUGUCUUAUGUCAAUACAUGUAAUGUAUUGUAUUGCCUCUGAUAAUUACAUUCCAAUUGAUUGUUAUUGUUCCCAUUUACCAUUGAUGUCUGGUUUUAAUUGAAUUCAACUGUUGGUCGCCAUUAUCAUCGUUUAACCAAGUUAAUUGCUGUUCUUUCUAGAAGAGAUUCAGAUUAAUACUGGAUAAUCAAUUCAGUUUCUACCUCUGUCUAUCUUUCUCUGUGUCUCUGUGUCUCUUUUUCCUUUAACAUUUUCUAUUCCAGCUGAUUGUUUACCUGGUUAAUCAACCAACAGAGAUGAUUAAAACUGAGCCAACGACGGACACAAGGCAACAGCAAAUAGAAAAUGGUCUCCGAAGGACUUUGGCACGAGCUCGAUGGCACAUAUUGGCUCGAGUCUUUUACGAAGGCCUCGAAGCCUCUGCUCCAUAUGAUGGAUCCAUAAGGUUAUUCAAUGGUUAUCCAUUAAUCACUUUGGUCAUCAUUGAGAAGGAAACAAAUGGUGGACCCAAUGGACCGAGAGUUUCCAAUGUUUGGUACAAAGCAAAGUGUCAAGGUACCAAUGAGGUUAAGGUCGAGGUUCGUUUACCUGCAGGGAAAAUACCCUUUACCGAGAUUCUGGUUUCGUCUGAUUCAACUGGAGCCAUUUGUAUUUGGCCCUCAGAGAAAAUUCUAGGCUUCUGGUCUCAAAAUAGAUCACUUUUCACCGAUAAAACUGUACUCGAGUUAGGCGCUGGUCUAACUGGUUUAAGUGGCCUCAUUUUGGCAUCAACUUGCCGACCAGCACAAGUCCUAUUGACCGAUGGUAAUCCAGUUUGUAUUAACAAUUUGAAUACAAUCAUAAGUCGCAAUAGAUCACGAAUGAUUUUACCUGAAGAUGUUUCCAUUGAGGCGAGACAAUUAACUUGGGCUCAAGAAGACGAAUAUGAUAAUCUUAUUGAUACGAUUGAUGUUAUCCUCAUUUCGGAUUGUUUAUACCUUGAAAAUUGUCACAAAUCACUUGAGUCAACCAUUUGGUCCCUUCUCAAAGGGAAUGGUCAAUGUUACAUUGUGGCACCGAGUCGAAAUCAAUCGUUUGAAAAAUUUGCCAAUCUGGCGGCCAAACGAUUUAUGGUUCAACGAAAAGACAAUUAUGACCCUACCAUUUGGUCAAUGCACGCAGCGUAUUCGGACGAACGAGACAAGUACCAAUAUUCACCCGAUCGCCAUCAUCCUUUACUCAUGAUACUAACGAAACCAAACUAUUGAAAAACAUUUUCAAUCAUCGACAUCUUUUCAUCAUCCCUAUUGAUAAAUAUCUACAUUUACCUCAUUGUUAUUGAUUGUUACAGAAAAUUUAAUUGGUACAGAUAAACGAAUUCCCUCUCGCUGAUUAAUUCAACAAUGGAAAUAACUGACAAGUCGCCGUGUGGAUUAAAUGGCAAAAUCACAAUUCGAUGGAUUUAAUUUCUGCUUGAAGAAACAAUUGAGAAAAGCAAAAACAUGGACAACAUUUCAAUCCCCGUUAUAAAAGCUUCACAAUUAGCUUAAUUACAAAUUAUCAUCUCUGUAGUUAAAACUUUUUAUCUCUCGCUAUUAAUCAAUUGCCUCGAAAUCAAAAGCACAACAACAAUCAAAAAAAAAACUAAAGUCAAUCACAUCAUCAAAGGCAAAUCCACAAUAAUAAUCAGAUUGACAAUCAUCAUGAAAACACCAACAAUCAAUUGAUUAAACAUUUGAAUCAUCAAGCAAAAUACUUAAAUUUAUUGAUAAUAAUAAUAAAUGAUAAACAUUUAGCAAAUUAA